UGAAAUUCCAAACGGCGCAUUAUUGUUUCUCUUUGGUCUUGUAUUUGGUUGUUAAAAGUCUUCCUUUUUCCUUCUUGUUGUAGUCAAAGUCGGCCAGAGCUUAUCGCUGCCUAAGCAAUCGUCAUUCGAGGGCCUGUGUCUCUCUCCCCCCUCCCCGCGCACCAUCAGCCCAGCUUCCGUCUUCCGCACACAGUCAUCUGGCAAGUCUUUGCACUGCACCCUCCACCUGUCACCCACACGCACCAUGCCACAACCAUUGAGCUCCAAGGAUGCGGCCUUGUUCCGCCAAGUGGUCCGUCAUUAUGAGAACAAGCAACACAAGAAAGGCAUCAAGACCGCCGAACAGAUCCUGAAAAAGAACCCCAACCAUGGCGAUACCCUGGCGAUGAAGGCUCUGAUCAUGAGCAACAUGGGCCAGUUGGAGGAGGCUUUUGUGCUGGCCAAGGAGGCUCUCAAGAAUGAUAUGAGGUCGCAUAUCUGCUGGCACGUCUACGGGCUGCUGUACCGUGCAGCGAAGAACUAUGAGGAGGCUAUUAAGGCGUACCGCUUCGCGCUCAGAAUCGAGCCCGAGUCGCAGCCCAUCCAGCGUGACCUUGCGCUCCUCCAGAUGCAGAUGCGGGAUUACCAAGGUUACAUACAGAGCCGGACGACUAUGCUGCAGGCCCGCCCCGGUUUCCGACAGAACUGGACUGCGCUCGCGAUUGCGCACCAUCUGUCUGGCGAUCUGGAGGAGGCCGAGAAGGUGCUCACGACGUACGAGGAGACGCUGAAGACCCCGCCGCCCACCUCCGACAUGGAGCACUCCGAGGCUGUGCUGUAUAAGAACACAAUCAUGGCUGAGGCUGGCAAGCUUGAGGAGGCAUUGGAGCAUCUGGAGAAGGUCGGACGCAGGUGUGCCGAUGUGCAGGCCGUGCUGGAGAUGAAGGCGGACUACCUCUUGCGCCUGGACCGCAAGGCCGAGGCCGAGGCCGCCUACACGACUCUUUUGGAGAGAAACCCGGAGAACUCAAACUACUACGACGCUUUGGUCCGGGCCAAGGGUCUUUCCAAGGAUGACCCUAAGGCUUUGAAGGCUAUGUACGAUUCUUGGGUGGAUAAGGCCCCCCGUGGUGACGCCGCUCGCCGGAUUCCCUUGGACUUCCUCGAAGGCGACGACUUCAAGCAGGCUGCCGAUGCAUACUUACAGCGCUCGCUCAAGAAGGGCGUGCCCUCGCUUUUCGCCAACAUCAAGGCCCUCUACUCUAACGUGGCCAAGCGGGAUACCGUUCAGGAGUUGGUCGAGGGUUACGUCUCGACUCCCCCUCAGACCAACGGUUCCGCUGAGGGUCAAGCCGACAAGGACAGCACCGAGUUCCUCUCCUCUUCCCACUACUUCCUCGCUCAGCACUACAACUACCACCUCAGCCGUGACCUGACCAAGGCCAUGGAACACGUCAACAAGGCCAUCGAGCUGUCGCCCAAGGCUGUGGAGUACCAGAUGACCAAGGCACGGAUAUGGAAGCACCACGGGAACCUGGAGAAGGCGGCCGAGGAGAUGGAGAAGGCCCGCCUGCUGGACGAGAAGGACCGUUACAUCAACUCCAAGGCUGCUAAGUACCAACUCCGCAACAACAACAACGACAAGGGUCUCGAUAAUAUGAGCAAAUUCACCCGCAAUGAGACCGUCGGCGGCGCGUUGGGCGAUCUGCAUGAGAUGCAGUGUGUGUGGUACUUGACGGAGGAUGGUGAGGCCUACUUGCGCCAGAGGAAGCUCGGCCUCGCCCUGAAGCGCUUCCACGCCGUCUACAACAUCUUCGACACCUGGCAAGAAGACCAGUUCGACUUCCACAGCUUCUCGUUGCGCAAGGGCAUGAUCCGCGCGUACGUGGACAUGGUCCGUUGGGAGGAUCGCCUGCGUGAACACCCCUUCUACACCCGGGUGGCUUUCUCGGCCAUCAAGUCUUACCUGCUCCUGCAUGACCAGCCGGAUCUGGCUCACGGACCGAUGGCUGUCAACAGUGCUGGUGAGGAUGAGAACGAGCGCAAGAAGGCCCUCAAGAAGGCCAAGAAGGAGCAGCAACGCCUGGAGAAGCUGGAAGCCGAGAAGCGCGAGGCGAGAAAGGCGGCCAGCACCGGCAAGAGCGCCGACGGAGAGGCCAAGAAGGAGGACCCGGAUCCGCUUGGCACCCAGCUGGUCGCAACUCAAGACCCGCUCAAGGAGGCGAUGAAGUUCCUGACGCCCUUGUUGGAUCUCAGCCCCAAGAGCAUUGAGGCUCAGACUCUUGGAUUUGAGGUGUACCUUAGAAGAGGUAAAUACGCACUCGCCCUGAAGUGCCUUACUGCUGCUCACGCGAUCGACGCCUCCAACCCCACUCUCCACACCCAACUUCUCCGUCUCCGCAAAGCCCUGGAUGGCUUGUCCGAGCCCCUCCCCGCCCAGGUGGCCGAGGCUGUUAACGCCGAAUUCGAGGCCCUGCUCCCCAAAUCCCAGAACCUGGAAGAGUGGAACGAGUCCUUCCUCACCACUCACAAGGAUAGUGUCCCUCACAUCCAGGCCGGUCUUACCAACCGGCAGCUGCAGAAGCCCGACAGCAAAUCGCAAUGUGAAAAUGAGCUCACCGCUACCCUCGACUCCGCCAACAUCACCAUCGACGCCGCCCUCGCCGGUCUGGAGCUGCUGAAUGAGUGGGGAAGCGAGCAGGCCGCUAAGACUGCCUACGCCCAGAAGGCCAGCAGCAAGUGGCCCGAGUCGUCGGUCUUCCGUCUGGAAUAGAAGUCGUUGAACCGCGUCAGCUUUUAGGUUGUGAACUGUUGGAUGAAUGAGAAACGUACCACGACCUGCUUGAAGCAACCGGGGCUUUUCGGGCUCGUCCUCUGCUAUCAUUUAUCUCAUGUGCCAUCUUUCGAAAACUGGGAAGCAAGAUCUUCGGGGUUUUGUAUGUAUCGGGUGCUAGCCCCGGCAUAGCUAUAGCUGUGUGUUUGAGGUAUACCUGUGUACUUGGUAUACCUGUGUACUUGUGGAAGGGAUGGCCGGAGUCGUGAUUCACCUUGCCUUACCCUUUCACUAGGGUCAGGGGUGAGAGAGCAAGAGAAACAGAAAAAGGCAAAUCUAGCUAGAAAGUAUAAAAGAGAAAGUUUUCAAAUGUUCCCAAAUCGGUCUGGCGGGGAUGGCUGUGGAAGUCUAGCUAAACCGACUCAAGGAGGCAUUUUACGAUUUGAGCAUCACUCCUCCAGCAGCAUUAAAC
Aspergillus saccharolyticus JOP 1030-1 is the source of this 3224-nucleotide messenger RNA. Its product is annotated as peptide alpha-N-acetyltransferase complex A subunit NAT1. The coding region runs from base 245 to 2752 and encodes 835 amino acids. Gene Ontology annotation, biological process: N-terminal peptidyl-methionine acetylation. The record is from RefSeq and is a predicted model, not a curated record. The transcript is spliced from 3 exons. Gene Ontology annotation, molecular function: protein binding; protein-N-terminal amino-acid acetyltransferase activity. Gene Ontology annotation, cellular component: cytoplasm; NatA complex. Lineage: Eukaryota; Fungi; Ascomycota; Eurotiomycetes; Eurotiales; Aspergillaceae.